GAAAGUAUCUGAUUCUGAAAAUUUCCGCAUGUAUGACUGAAAAAAAUCAAUGUUCCUCGAGUUAUUGGGUUGUGUAAUGCCCAUAAGCAGUACUAACACAAGUACAUCGAAAAGAAAAACAUCAUUGUAUAGGAGAGGAAAAUCUGCCCAAGUUUCAAACAAGGAAGACUGUAAAGAAAGUCAAUUCUUAACUAUCGCACCAGCCUUACCAGUUUUAUCUGGAGCUCCUGUGUUGCAAAAGCUAUCUAAACGUUCUUUCAGUACAUUUGGAUCAACGAGUUCCUCUUGUCAAGCAGAAAAUGAUCAAGUCGGAGGCUGCAAUGUUGUUGCAUUGCAACAAACUGAAGAGGGCAAGGCUGUGGUGGCCAGCCGAAGUGCUGCAGAGCGAGAGAAAAAUCCUGAUAGAAUAUGCUUGGAUAGGAGGGGCUUGACAACAUUUCCAAAGAUUAUCGAUGAACCAAAGCUCCGAUUAAUAUCACUUCAGCACAAUUUAAUAUCAAAAAUAGAAAGGGAACAUCUGACUCAGCUGACUAGAUUAGUAUUCUUAGACCUAUAUGAUAAUCAAAUAGAUAGAUUUUGCAAUUUUGACUCACUAGAAAACCUUCGAGUACUGUUGAUGGGUAAAAAUAGAAUUAAAAAAAUUGAAGGUUUGAAGGGACUCACAAAAUUAGAAGUUUUAGACUUGCAUGGGAAUCAGAUUAUGCAGGUAUCGGGAUUAGAAGAAUUAAAUUUAUUGAAAGUACUCAACUUGGCUGGUAAUAAUAUAAAAAUCAUCGGCUACUGUGACUUUCAAGGACUCUCUUCUUUGAAAGAGUUGAACUUGAGACGAAAUAAAAUAAAGAAACUACUCGGCUUUGAAAACACUCCACAGCUGCAAAAGUUAUACCUUAGUUUUAACGACAUACAAAAAAUUGAAGAUAUGGGCAGCAUAGCAAAAGCAUUGCAGAUUAGAGAAGUAACGAUCGACAACAAUCCUGUAUGUUCUACUGCUGAGUGUCUGCAUUUCCUAGUGUCAUAUUUGCCAAAUCUACAAGUCUUAUCUAUGAUGCAGGUGAACGAACAAAUCAGAAGAACAGCAAUGGCUUGGAGAACUUCGAAGGAACAAUCAAAUUCGGCUUUUCUAGAUCUUAGUACACAAGUUUGUGUGAACGUGCGCCGAGAGGAGGUAAUUUCUAACGCAAAAACUAACUGGGAGCUUCUCAGAACUCAAGCGAAAUGCUUCAACAGCAACGCGAGCAAGAUGAACACCAUCAAAAGUGAUCAUUUGAGAGGCUUCACUUUCCAGGCGCAAUCCAAUGCCGUAGACGUCUCGAAGCUAAAAAGCUUGAAUAGGUCAAAAUCAAAAGACUUUGGAAGCUUAUCGCUGAUCAACGAAAGCGUCGAGGGCAAAAAGAAUUACAGAAAGAGAAGCAGCUCGUCCGACAACCUGCUGCUGAAAAUUGGUACCACAAAUUCCGUCGACGCUCUCGAUUUCAAAUUGCCACCGAUUCUAGUUCCUAUUAUCGAUAACUUGACGAACAAUCAAUCGAGCGGAAACUCAGUGAUUUCCACAAAAGCAAACUCCUGCACUCAGGACUGCAGCGACUCUUCGAGCAGCGAAGAAUCAUCCGAGAGCCAUCAGAGUCUGAAAAGUGGCUUGAGGAGCCACUUGCUGGUAAAAACAAACGGACGCGCCAUGUCAAUGGACGGCGAUUUGACCAGCAUCGAUCAGGCUCUGAUAAUACAGAACAACAAAAUUUUCCAAGAUGCCAAUGCCUUCAAGCAAGAUUCUCAGAUCAAAGUUCGAGAUUUUAUAGAUAACAAAAGCUUGCAGAAUUCGAGUACUCAAGAGAGCGAAUCGGAGUAUCCGUCGAAUAAAUCGGUUACCAAUCGUACCAAGUUCAAUUCGGCAUCGAAAGGCAGUAGUUUGGAUAGUAACAAGUCGCUCCUGGGCGACUCGAGUAGUUCCUCGAUUUCGAGCACUGAUAAGAGUAGGAUAAGUAGUGCACAUUGCAAAAAGAUGGUUUACUACAGGAGUAACAGAGCAGCGACGGCUCGAGCGAAACACAAAGCGAUACCGAUACCCAGUCCUCCGCCUCAUCCUCUUCCUCCCAAGGAAAGAGAACAAGGCGGAGACUACUUGCUGGAAAUCGUGGGACGUUGCUUAAAUAUUUACGGACAAGGGGCCUUACGUUUUAUCGACAAGCAGUGGGAUUUGACGAAAGCGAACGAGAUAAAUUUUGUAAAAUUCAACUACGUGCACUUCAAUGGCAUAGCAGCGAUAUUGAAUAAAUUGAAGCAUAGGUUUCCAAAUGCCGAGCAUUUCUUUUUCAAAGAAACGAACAUCAGUCAUUUGGGACAAUUAAACGCGCUCGCCGAGGCGCAAGGACUCAACAGUAUACAAAUCGAAGCUGAAGGCAAUCCUAUAAUAUCGAAAAACUGGAAGGUCUACGCUAUCUUCCGAUUAGCUCACUGGGGUCUUCAGAUAGUUAACGGAACGCAGAUCACCGAAGAGAACAUAAACGUAGCAAAUCAAGAAUAUUCCGGCCUGAUUGACAUAGUAAUGUGGUCACUGCCUGAAAGUUUAUUGCAACCGUUGCUGCAUCGACUUCACUUGGAGCGAGUUCAGAAACAGAACGGGGAACAAAUAACUGCCAAACAGUUUUUAUUUAAUAGCGAUCCAGCUUUGAGAAAUGUCGUUGCUAAAGAGGCUCUACAGUGGCGACGAGGAAACGUAACGCAGGACGAUCUCAUUUGGAGGCACAAAGGAAAAAUCCACCUUUCACAUUCGAUCGAGCAGACUGUCAAUGCGAUUCAGAAGCUGCAAAUCUUGAACACGGAGUGGUCAAGUAUUUUGCACGAACUAGUUUAUAAUAUUUUAGACGAUUACUCCGACAUGUGCGGCUACAUGAAACGUUGUAUGAGAGAUCUCGAGAAAAACUGAAAAAGUCAGCCUAUCUCUCCCUUUGCUUAUAUCUGUUUAUCAAAUCAUUUGAUAUCUCAUUGAUUAUUCUACAGACUACUCUCAAUUGUUACUGUUUUUGUAUAAAGUAUAUUUAUCUCAAGUUGAUACCUAUUAAAAUGUAAGUGCAAUAUUGAGACAAGUAGACUGAUUUUCAUUUUUACACUAUAGAAAAGUUAGUAUGCAAAGAACUGACACAAUCCAAACUGUUGUUUAAUCUCAGCUUAUUUUGCAGUGAUUACUUUUAUGAUUAUCAAAACUCAAUUUGAAUCAAUUGAUUUAGUAAUAGAACAAUAACUUUUCAUUUGAAAAUUUUUCUAUAAUGUAUAUAGCAAUGUCAAUUACAAUGUUUAAUUGAUAAAUUAAUUUAU
Molecule: messenger RNA, 3312 nt
Organism: Nasonia vitripennis (jewel wasp)
Lineage: Eukaryota; Metazoa; Arthropoda; Insecta; Hymenoptera; Pteromalidae
Product: leucine-rich repeat-containing protein 49
Exons: 7
Coding region: 50-2923 (957 amino acids)
Molecular function (GO): protein binding
Source: RefSeq, a predicted model, not a curated record